GGAGCGGCUCCAGCGGCCGGAGCGGAGCUGUCCAUUCGUUCAGCACUUCUCCUCGGACAGCAGCAGGACCACAGCCCGGGGACAUUUCGCUCCCGGAGCCUCCGGAAAACAGCGCUCCGUUCCAGGAUGGCGUCCCAGUGCGUCGGCCUUUGUGUGCUUCUGAUUGUAGUGAGCCAGAUUUCUGCCUUCCCCACACCGACAGCCUCCAGCGAUGACAAAACUGUGCACAACAGACAGCUGACAGAAGAGAGACCAUUACAAGAGCAGAUUGCUGAGGCAGACAGCGUGAAGGCUGCAGUACAGUCAGCGGAGAGCAAGCAAUCUCCUGCCUCCAAAGGCGUGGAGCCGGAGCAGGAGCAGGAGCAGGAUCGUGAUGACUUUACCAUGCUCAAGUCCCUGGCCGACGGCCAGAAACCAAAGGAGACCGCAGACGUCUCUGUCAAGAAGGAGGACCAGUACGUUACUGAUGAAUCGGACUCCACCAAGAGCCGACGUCUGGCCGAGGACUACGACUCCACCAAGAACGGGAUGGACUACGGCAAGUACCAGGAUGACCCAGAAAGCUUUCGUCAGGUCGACGGCACGCCACUGACAGCCGAAGACAUCGUCCAGAAAAUUGCAAACAAAAUCUACGAGGAGGACGACAGAGGAGUGUUCGACAGGAUCGUGUCCAAACUGCUCAAGCUGGGGCUGAUCACUGACUCUCAGGCGGAUACUCUGGAGUAUCAGGUGGCCGAGGCCCUCCAGGAUCUCAUCACCAAGAACGCCAAGAUCAACGAGGUCGAAGACGUCGAGAGCAACGACCAAGAGACCAGGAGGGAUCAAGACGACCAGGGCUCAGAUACCACCUCGGACACUUGGGAGCCACCGAGGCGCCGUUACAAUGACGAGGAGGAAGAGGAUGAAGACGACGACGAGAUUGAGGAUGAGAUUGAGAGGGAUGCAGAGGAAAGAGGCGAUGCCGCGGACGACACCUGGGAUAAAGACACCGAGGAGGGCAACGAGGUGAGCCCCGAAGACGGACUCCAGGACCUGCAGUACUUCCCAAACUUCUACCGCCUGCUCAGAAGCCUGGACUCAGAGAAAGACACUCAGGAGCGAGAGACACUGAUCACCAUCAUGAAAACCCUGAUUGAUUUUGUGAAGAUGAUGGUGAAGUACGGCACCAUCACACCAGAGGAGGGAGUGUCCUAUCUGGAGAACCUGGAUGCUAUGAUCGCCAUGCAGACCAAGAACAAGCUGGGAAAGUCUCUGGGGCCUCCUGACUUCGCUGCACUCAGCGGGAAAAACUUGGAUGAGGAUGACAACACCAAAGCUGAGGCGGCCAAGAUGCAGAAGGAGUACGAGAAUCUGAAGGACUCGACCAAAGAGGAGCAGCCGCCCACUGAGACCAAUCACCCCGGCAAGUCGGAGACGUAUCUGGAGGCCAUCAGGAAGAACAUCGAGUGGCUGAAGAAACACAACAAAGACGAAGGCAAUAAUGAUUACGACCUGUCCAAGCUGAAGGACUUCAUGGACCAACAGGUUGAUUCGUAUAUCGAGAAGGGAAUCAUCGCCAAAGAUGAAGGCGACACCAUCAAGAGGAUCUACAGCAGCCUGUAAUACUGUCACCUGCCCCAAAACACAAGACUCUGACUCCAACAUCUCCCACAAAACCCUGAUUAUGUUUGUUUUUUUUCCCCCCAUGGCAUGGUAAAAUAUAUACUAUGUAUUCAAACCUACCUGCUAAUGGAAUCUUAUUUAACUUUCUAGACAUUCCCAACAUCUAUUGAAAUGAUUUAAAUACACUAUCAGCAAAAUCAAAACAAACCUCAUUAAUUUAUUCCUAACAGAGAACUAAAUGAUCGUAUUUGCACGCCGAGAUAACCUUUAGACUGUCACUAAGAAGGAAAUCACAUUAUUUUAUGUCAUGAAUUCACCACACAUUUGUUCCAACCUGAUUCUUUUGGAAAAUGAAUGUUUUGAGGAUACGACGCCGUAGCUUUGUCAUAACUGUUUCCAAAUCAUUUUUGCAACACACAUAUAUCAAAUUAUGCUCACUAUCUGUAACCUGUCUUAGCCUGUUAUAUUUGCUUUUCCCUCUUUUGGUGUAUGUGUAAAACCUAAAUGUAUUCUUGCUUUUUACUUUACCAAAAAAAAAAUAUAUAUAUAUAUAUUUGUUGGUUAUCAUGUCAGUGCGCUUUUUUCUCCUGUACCACUCUGCUGUAAUCCAUCUGGAGCCCACUAGGGGGCGAUGUCUGAAUCAUGAAGUGUCUGUGCAUUGUCUCUAUGAGUUCAUUUCCAUCUAGAGACGAAAGAUGAAGUAUUUUUAAAUGUAAAUAUUUGUGAUUUUUUCCUAAAGUUGUAAAAGCAAUUAAAACAUUGCCUUUUCUUUA
Salarias fasciatus (jewelled blenny) is the source of this 2375-nucleotide messenger RNA. It is a transcript of the gene scg3, whose product is annotated as secretogranin III. The record is from RefSeq and is a predicted model, not a curated record. Lineage: Eukaryota; Metazoa; Chordata; Actinopteri; Blenniiformes; Blenniidae. Gene Ontology annotation, biological process: protein localization to secretory granule. Gene Ontology annotation, cellular component: secretory granule membrane. The transcript has 12 exons. Bases 127 to 1602 code for a protein of 491 amino acids.